AAAUCAAAUCCAAAAUAACCCAAAAGCUUGAAACAAUGACCACUCAUCUUCUCCUCCGCCGUUGCUGCGCUCCGCCGGCCAUCGCCGGCGUUCGCCGUCCCGAUCGCCGCCGCAGCUUGAACCCUCCCAUCAUUCCCAAUAUCUGGAGAAGAAGAACCCUAAUCCUCCUCUCCCUCUCUCCCAUCCCAACCUUGAUUCCCGUCGCUGCUCAACCCUCGCCUGAAGAUCUGAAACCCUACGCCGAUCGUGCGGAAGGGUUCGAGCUUCUGGUGCCGGAGGCAUGGACGAAGGUGGAGAAGGCCGGGGCGACAGCAUUGUUCGAAGAGAAAGGGAAGGGGAGCAAUAACAUCGGCGUGGUAGUGAACCCAGUGCGGCUCUCUUCUCUGCGAGACUUCGGCUCUCCGGAGUUCGUCGCCGAGAAGCUCAUUCAGGCCGAGAGAAAAAAGGAAAGCACAAGAGCUGCAGAGAUUGUGAAAGUGGGAGAGAGAUCAAAUGAAGAUGGAAUACCAGUUUAUGAGUUUGAGUAUGUAUUGGAUAGCACAAGGGGAGGAAUUAAGAGGAUUUUUUCAGCUGCAUUUGUGGCUUCUAAGAAGCUUUAUCUUCUCAACAUUUCCCAUUCUGAUCCUCCGGAGUCUCCUUUGGAUGAUCAUACUCGGUUCUUACUUGAAUCAGUUCUUCGUUCUUUUGACACGGCUCACUGAAAACAACGGUAUCAGAGUUUGAUUCUUUCUCGCUUGUUUGCAGAGUGUGACCAUAAAAAUAGUGUUUUUAUGGAUACAAUCUUCGAAGAAUGUGGCUUGCAGAAUGUGACCGUAAAUAUCAUAUUUUUAUGGAUACAAUGUUUGAAGAACAGAAUGGUAUCAGAGUUUGAUUCUCUCUGUUAGACUGAGACAGUGAAUACGAAUUGGUGUUCAUUAUAUCUACCUUUCUUGCAACAAUGGUAUCAAAAUUUGAUUCUCUGCA
Dioscorea cayenensis subsp. rotundata (Guinea yam) is the source of this 963-nucleotide messenger RNA. Its product is annotated as psbP domain-containing protein 2, chloroplastic. The coding region runs from base 36 to 701 and encodes 221 amino acids. Gene Ontology annotation, cellular component: extrinsic component of membrane; photosystem II oxygen evolving complex; photosystem II. The record is from RefSeq and is a predicted model, not a curated record. Lineage: Eukaryota; Viridiplantae; Streptophyta; Magnoliopsida; Dioscoreales; Dioscoreaceae. The transcript has 2 exons. Gene Ontology annotation, molecular function: calcium ion binding. Gene Ontology annotation, biological process: photosynthesis.